CUUGUUAUUGUCGGGGGCUGCAUCCAGCGGCGUGAUACUGGCGCUCGACGGAGGGUGAGGCGGCUCCGCGACUCACUGACGCCAGGCCGAGCAGCUCCAAGACGGGCAGAGAGAGCACACAGGAGUAGACACAGAGAGGAAGAGAGAGAGAGGGAACAACACCUUUGAAAGAAAAAAGGUAGUGUAAAACUUUUGGUUUAUUUCUAAUGGUGAAAAAUGAAGCGUUUCUGUAGUUUUAUUUCUACUUGUUACGGUGUGUAUGCAUAUGUUUGGAGGAAAAGUAGAUCCCAACGACUAUCAACUCUGAAGUGAAUCUAUCAGUGGGCAACUUGAAACUUUUUUUUUUCCUCCUUUCAUCCUCAGUACCUGACUUUGGGUUGCGAGUUAUGUCUCACUUUCUCAGAGAUUCAAAACAAUUGUUUUAUCUGUAUUUAAAACAAACCGUUUUAACAUUGAAAGAAAAAAUGUGAAGUUGACAAUCUUGCUGUACAGGCCAGUAAAUAGGUUCUUUUGAGGAUAUGUGCAGCAAUUGGUUAAAAAACACCAAACAUUUAGGUCAAAUCUGGAAAUAGAAGAAGCACUAGUACACAGAAAGGCAUUCUACGAUGUAUAGUGGUUAUUCAGUGGGGAAUAAUGACUUAAGUGUAGCUAUUACUGACACUGGUUUGGGGCUAUUUAGUUCUUUAAACUACAGUAAGUUGUAUUCUGUGAAAAAAGGCCCUUUUAGUUUUCUUGAAGUCUGUGUAAUUGCCUCCAAAAAGCUGAAACUGAAUGUGUUAUAUCAUAUUGAAGAUAGUAUAAACUGUUGUCAAAACUUUGAAUGAUUAGUUUUGUAAUGAUCAGCUAAUCCCUUCAUCAUUUCACCCCUGUACUGUAUUCAGUGAAAUAAACCUAUGGCUUAGCACGUUUGAGAUAACUAACCUAUAGGAUGGGGAGUGAUAGGAGAGCUUGUUGUAUCUUACCCUCAAUUAAUCAUCUUUUGAUUCUACUAAACUAGUGAAUGAUGAAUUAAUGAAAUGCAUUACAAGCAUAUUACAUUCAUAUGGUGAUAAAGUCACAUGCCAUCUCUUUGCAAGAAGCUAUUUCAAAGUUUUUAUUUUGUUGGGGGUUUUUUGCUAACACAGGUUCACUGUACCUAUUUAAACUGAUUCACAGAGAAACGUUUCACAUGUCUGUGGAUUUAGUUAUGCUAUGUUUAUGAAUUUGUGUGUGUGAAGGAAUGAAAGAGAGGUAGGGAGUGUGAGAGACCUACAGCAGCUACAGCUCAGGCUGGAUCUCCUGACAUUAUUGAAGAUGACAUAUCAGAUUACCCAAAGGACAGGAAUUUGUCCUUGUCUGUGAUUUACCUUGAAUUGUUUUAUUCUUCUGCAUUCUCUUCAUAUGUGGCUCUAAAUUUUGAUCAAACUUAAACAGAGGUUUUAUGGGUUUGGGUCAGUACAGGUAGUUUUACUUUGGGGUAUUUUUUUCCAAUAAAAAGCAGUGCAGAUUUGAUGACCAGAUGCAUGUAGUAGCUCCAUUUUCCUGCUAAAAAAAAAAGGAAACCGACAUUUAAUGAUCUCUAUAUCUCUAGUUAAACAGUACAGUCUAUCGUUCUAACAGUACAUCAAGCCACGAUAAAAGAAAGGGCCGGACACUACUCAACUACAGGGUGUAAAUAUAGGUUAGCAGCAUUCCUGUCUCCAGAUAGUCAGUCACAACAGUAGUGAAUGACAUCAAAACCCACCAGUGUGUCUGCACGGUCAGGACGACAUAGCUUGCCAUGUGUCGGGGUGAGGUGUCCACCCUAACACAACACUAACCCAACACGGAGUGCCAAGCAUGGUUGAGAUAGCUGCUUGAAACCCCAUGUGUUUGCAAGUUAUGUCUGCAGUCAGUGGGUGGACUGGUGUGUCUGGGACAUAAAAAAGUCUGAUCCUAGUUCAGCCUUUCAGAUUCAGAACAAUGCUAACCACAAGUUUGGUGACAGGAGGUUUUGUAGUGUUUUUCCAUGUCAUGUUGGACGUAGUUCCCUGUACACCAGUGGGCUUGUCACUAGGUCAGAGCUGUAAACUGUUCGAGACUGACCUCAGUCGGUUACUGGAGGCUUGCAGGUCAAUGCCAUGUCUAGUCAUUGAGGUCAGCACCUCAUGUCUGACUUUCAUUAUGUAGAGCUUUGCUCUGUGACUGUUCUAUAAGCACAAGUGGAUUGGGUAGCUAACACAUGUGCUGAUAUUUAGUUAAUUUGACAGGAUACAACAUAGUGUGUGAACCCUGUUCAUACACACCUUGCACCCUGCAAAUGUUUGGACAUUGCUCUGAUGGGUUGCAUGUGUAAACCUCAGUAAUAAUUAAAUCUAUCCAUCCGACUUUCAGUGGGCUCUUUUCUACAAACUCCCUUUGGAAGAAAUCAGUGUGAAGACAGGGCUAAUGUGAGUGCAGCAGAAAGUAGUCAAGAACAUUUUCCUUGAGCAGAGAGGCCAAGGUGAUAAAAUGUAUGUUUCAGUUUCACUGCUCUUGGUUGCACUUAGAAAAGGGACCCAGCAGCAGAGAUUACGUUGGCCUGUGUUUACCAGGAUUUGUCUGGUUUCACAAGUAGUUGUCUGGUAGAUACAGAUGCAUUUGGCCAAAAUGCCCAGUGGCGAAGAAAAACUAAAUAUAGAAAGAUACUGGUCUAAAUAUAAGACAGGUUGUUAUUUUUUUUCUUUCGAAUUCAUGUGGAAAAAAAUUGAUCAUACUUAGGGUCUGAAUUUUUACAUUUCAUUAUGUACUUAGUUUUUAGAUUACAUUGAAACAAUAACAAACAAAUGUGUUUCCUCCGUCACUCACAGGAUAUUGUAAAGUACAACAUGUAUUAAGUAUAACAAAAAAUACAAUAUAACUUAAAAUGUUUGGACGGUUCCGUAGCACCACAUGUCUGGAAGCACAGUUAAGUGAUUAUAUUUUAAUGAGCCUCUCUUCUCUCUCUCUCCCUCUUGUGCUUUCUCUGCCCUUCCCAGUGCAGCAGGUUGGCAUUGAUGUGCUUCAUCAGAGUGCAUGAUGAAAUUAACAAAUUUAAGAGUUUCAAAAUGUAAGUGUGAUUUGUUGGGUUAUCAGUAUUUGUGUUUUAUUGCUGGUAAAUGUUGGUUACUGAGUAUGUUAAUCAAGAACCUACAGCCAAUGGUUGCACCAAGAUCAGAAUACUGGAUUGUCAUUGGCUGAACUGUCUUAUAUAAAGAAGUCUACUAUAAAGUAGGAGUGGGUGAUAUCACCUUCAAUACAUAUCACCGUAGUUUAUUUGUUUGCCUUAUCUGGUUAAUAUAUUGUGGUACUGAGAACAGAGGACUUUUAUUGUGAAGAGUUGGCCAAAAAACCAAAUGUGUUGCGUCUUGUAAACUGAGCUUUUGCAGAGCUGCAUUUGGGCUUUUGUCUGGAGUUGCAGUAUCCCUCUGUGACUAUGAGUUGCAGCCGACUUUUUUAUAUCAAUUUUGACUCAAGACAAUCAAGUCAUCUUUAGUAACACUCAAGCAGGGAGACCUGUCGUAGCAAAGAUGCAAAUCCUUGCCAGGCUGUUACUUGUUCGGAUCACACUUAGCACAGAAAAGAGCACAAUCUCAACUGAUCGCUGAACAAAGUAGCAAAGAGUAAGAGUGAUGUUGGCCUUGUGGCAGAAAGAAAAAGACAUUGCAGCUGAGUGGAAAAACUUGUCAGUCGGAUCGGAUCAAUAUCGGUAUCGGUCAGUAUCGAGGGCUACAAUAUCAGUAUCGUAUUGGAAGUCAAAAAGUUGUAUCGGGACCCCCCUGUUGUGAGUUUUUCCACCAGGGGGCCUUGGCAGGUGCAUUUUUUUUUUUUUAAAUACUUCGUAUUGUGUUUACAGUGUUUUGAAAAGAAAACAAAAGCUCGCCUAAAUGCCACUUAAGAAUGAAAACAGGGCUAAUUUUCUGCGGUGCCCCCCAUUGUGGAAAGUUUUGGUAGCACCUUUCUUAAAACACUUGCUACGCCACAGAGUUUUUGUUAAAUUGGCGAGCAUUGGGCCGGUGUUCAUAGCAAAUGCAUCAUACUGAAUUGGCUGCUCCUUUACCAAAUGUUGCUAUUUUCAGUGAUAAAAGUGGAAGUUUCACAACAGUCUAGCCUACUGAGUCGCCCACACUGUCUCAUAAUUUCAAUCAUAGCAAAGUUUAUGAGUAAAUAAUGACUGAUGUUCACACCCCAGCUGUGUAUGACUCAUGCAUAUUCUUUGAUUCAGCAAUUCUUCAACCAAAGUAAAUUUCAAAUCAUUUUAGACCACUUAAUUUUGGGAAAUAUCUUUUAAACAUGUCUUUGUUUGGGCACUUAACAUGUUGACAGUUUCGUUUUGUUAAAGAAGUUGCAGGAUUUUCGAGAAAGAAGAUGUAUUUCCCUUUUUUACUUAUAUGUGUAAUUUACAACAUUAAAUAAGCUUAAACCCGCAAUUCAAUUGUGUUGGCUUAUUUAUAUACAUUUUCCCAGAAUUAGUAUGCUGCUAUUAUAGUACCAAACAAUACCCUAAUAUGUUUACAUAGAUUUAAAAUCAUACAGAUUUUGACAUUUCAUACUUUCCUCAGUCCUUUUGGAUGUUGUAGUUUUUGCUUCGAAAUCAUUCCUCUGAGUAGUAGCUUGACAGCUGCUAGUCUGUUGAUGCUCUUAUACAUUAUUGCUGCAUUGCUGUGAUAUGUAUUUAUUUGAAGGUAUUAAUUUGAAGGCACUUUGUUUCUUCUUUUUACUCAGUGAUAAUCCUUAAAUGUACUUACUUCAGUGUGUGCUCCAGAAAUCAGAGAUGUAAGUGUUUUCAACCUCUUUCUCAAAAGAAUCUCAGUUUAUUUUACAUCUCUGGCUUUUCCCUCACUCUCACUUUCUCCUUCACUCUCUGCAUCAAUCUCCCUCUCUGCCUCUCUCUCACUCACUCCAUAUCCAUCCCUCCCUCCCUCCCUCUCUUCCUGCACUCCUCUGUUUAUAGCUAGUGACUCCAUUGAGUGGGGGCUAAUGGAGGCCCCAUCCAGGACCCUGCUGAUAAAUAAUGUAGCUUCUUUAUAAUGCUCCAUCCCCUGGGAGGGUCCAGAGAGCAUCAUUACUGCCUCCUCACCCUACACAGCCCAAGCCUAAAUUGAUUAACAGACACUAGAGCGGUGCAAAAUGAUCCAUGAGUCUAGUGUAGUGGCUAACAGCUCGCACCAGGUGGGUCAAAGCCUCCGCCCGUCAGUGUCGCAUGAUCCCACUCGGUGCUCCCAUUAGCCUCAGUUUGUGUCCAGUGGGCUAACUGAUGGCCAUAACAAGCUACUACUAACACAAUAGCGAGAGAGCAUUGCCAGGUCUUGGCUGUAGGGAAUGUCAGAAUGGUUUUUAUGGAGCUGUAGUGUAAAUGAUGGUGUGUGUUUCAGCUUUUAUAGUGAGGGGAGCAGCGGCCAAGGCUAAAGCAGGAAUCUGUUUGGCUCUUUGUUGACCGUUUGAGACAAGAAAGAUGGGGACUUAGAGGUUGAUGGCUUUGUAGAAGUGGUCAGUGUAGGAAAUAAAUCCUCAUUGAGCCCCAUUAGAAGUAGAUUUAUUGCCAAAAUGUUGGUUGAUCUAUGUCAAAUUAAUGCAAAGGGGAUAGAAGUCAGUAAUCGUUAGUUUGAGUAUUUCACCAACAGCUUGUUUUCUUUGGUGUGUUAAUGUAAUUCUAAUCACUUUAUGAUUUCUUGAGAUUUAAAAAAAAAAAUGUUUUUUUUAACUUGAAGAGCAAGAAAUGAUCAAGUAUAUCCAAGAGUCUGAAAGGAUAAGCAGUGAACCAGUGUGAGCUCAAAGCCUAUUAAUAGAAAAACCUUCAGUGAAGAAAAGCCUAUUUAUGUCAUGCAAACAUCCAAGUCUAUACAUAGUUUAGGAACAGAGAGGCACAAUGGCGCCUUCAUAUUUUGACUGCCUCUAAGAUUACUCUAAACUAGCAUUGUCCAGAGAACCAAGACAUAGCUUUAUAAGACCCUUUGAGUUAGCAUGAGGUUAGGCUUGUAGUCACAUAUUUCUGUCAAGGGUGCAAAUAUCCAAGAGAUAUGGCUGCCAGCUGCCAGAAUGACAGAGGAUUGUGAAGCCUGCUCCAGAUGUUAGGGAACUCAACGAUCUGGAGUCUUCCAUCUGAAAUGGAUUAAAGGUAUUCUUUCUGCAGAUAGUCCUGAACUUGUGCUGAUAGUGCUGACUGUUAGUAAAAGGCCAUCAAGGCAGCUCUGUGGCUGGAAGUGGAUCAAAAAGACUCUCUGAAUAUCUGGCUGGUGACCCUGACACAGAGAUGAUUUUGCACUUUUGGUUUCUUGAACUUUAAUUGUGUUGUUCUGCUCCAUUACCCAGCUUUAAGGAUAUUUUUCGCUUAAUGCACAGUAGUGCAUAUUCAUUUCUGCUGAGGCACAUCUAUAUAGUGUUGCUCUUUUAAUAACUUGUAACUUAUUUUCAUAUGAAUUAAAGGCUGAAGAUGCAUCUGCAGCAGAACCAAAGGAGCACACUUUUUAAUAUAUUUAAAUUGAAUUAAACUUAAUUCAGACUUUUAAAAUCAGUUUUAUUGGGGAUCAAUUUAAAAAAUGCAGAUACAGACAACUUCCAAAUGCUGAACAUUAGUCCCCAACAUUGUGAACGUAGCUGAACAUUGUGCCAGGAGAGCAUUUCUGUUUUUUUUUGUUUGUUUUUUUUUGCAUCUUUUUCAUCUUUUGUUUCUUCAAAGUAAAGAUUCUACCAAGUAUUAAAUUGACAUAUGGAUUGGCAUCUUUAGUAUAUUGCCCUUAAUAAUAAAACAUUUCACUGAUAACACAAAUACAUUAAGUUUUGGAAUCAAGAAAACAAUCAAGAAACAAAAAUCAAAGGUUUGGCUCAGCCCUGUCUUCUGCAGUUGACUUUUCCUCUGUCGAAGGAAUGACAUUUUUAAUGAGAGACUGAAGAGGAGACUUUUCAUCUGAUGGCCCCUUCAAGGAAACUGCUCUUCUCUCUUCCACCCUUCACCUUAGGUAAACCUGAAGGUGUUGGCUAGAGGAAGUGAUGUCUCUGCUACACUGCUGAUGAAAGAUACUAAGACCUAACCACAGAACCUGUUUCCUGUCUCUUUGAAGGUGUCUAGCUGCUCUUUUAGGAUACUAGCAGGGUGAGAUAUCACAGUGAGGUCUGGAGGCGUAAAAGGUAUCAGUGUUGAGAUGAACUUCCCCUUCAUCUCUCUCUCUCUUACACACACACACACACACACAUACACACACACCUGCUGUUUAUCCCCUCCCUCCUGUAGUAGUAGUUCAGCGUCACUCUUGACCAGCCAGUGUGAUUCAGGUGGCUCUACUAAGUAUAGAUAUGUUCUGCUUUCCUCCUGGUGUGGUUGGCAGUUAGUGUCCCAGAACCCCACAACACACACUACUCACAAACACACGCAUACACACACACACAUGUUGUAAACAGCACCUGUUCUCAUCAGACUCUGCUGCCUGCUGGUCAGUAUGAUGCAGCCUACGUAUGCAGUAGCUGAUAAAGAUAGAGAUCGCUAUUCAUCCCAUAAUCUGAAGGGCCAGGAAUAACUGCGGAGCAGCUGUAAUGAUGUAUUUGUUCCUGCUCGUAGGAAAUCCAAUAUACUGCAGGCUUUACAGUCAGAGAGUGAUGCAUCCUUACCCAUGAGUCAGUGCGGAUCACUUGGUGGAGUUCUGACAAGUUGUUUAUUUGAUUCUGGCCGUGUAUCAGAACUUCUGCGCAAAGCCAAACCUCAGCUGUAAUGAUGUUUUUAUCUCCCUAAUUGCAUUCAGAAAAAAAAGCUUGAAAACGAGGUGGAACCAGGAGAGCUCAAUGCUUUCUUGUUUCCCUUUUGAAUUUUGGAAUGUGUACACCUCCUGGCCUCUGAAUUGCUCCUGUGGGAGCAGAGUGAAUGGGCACAUUUAUCCUGGGGUCUACAUGCACUUCCUUUUUAUUGUCCCGCACAUUGCCAGAUUUUUGCCCCAAAGCAGCAUUUGUUGGUUGGCUGUGGAGAAGCCUCUGCCUCGGCGAGCAGCUCCUUGAAAGUCUCUUUUCCACUGAUAUCUAAAAGACCCUUUAAAAUUUUUUAUUUAUGUAGAGUUAACAGGAAAAAAAUUCAACAGCUGCGUUGAAGAUUCAUUUGUGAAGAACAGGAUUAGAAAUCUGUCUUUGUGAUGGCAUUUGCUCUAUUUUUCUAUUUCUGCACGUUAAGUAUAAAUCUCCUCAACAGGAUUUGCUUCCUUUGCCUUAUUGGUUUUUAUAGUGAUUUAUCAUUGAAAGUCAGGCAAAAACAAAUCAAGACCUCUGAAGAAAAAGAAGCUGUUUAGGUUUCUUGGAAAAUAAUCUCUUUAGUCAAAAACUUAACGAUUAAUUGAGAAAUAAGCAGAGGCUGACAAGUGAAUCAGGUGACCUUCAGUCCAGAUUCCUCUGGAUGAUGCAGACUGAUGAUGGAUGCAUGUGAAACCUCUUGCUGUAGAUGACAUCAGUGAGUGGCGGUAAUGUGACAAGCCAUACGGACAGGAAGCUAUCUGGAGAAUGUCUGAGGCGGAUGCUCACAUGAGGGCAUACGUUGCGACUCCUUUGCCAGCUUACUAGAAGUCAUGGCUGUAAGGUGACAUCAUCACCUCACCGAGGGUUGAUUUAGGGAUCUUGUGGCGAUACAUCGUAGUUGCUUGUGAUGCAUCAAAGGAAGGAGAUAACUCUCACUAUAGCGGCUAAAACUUGAACAGUUGUCUCCACAAACAUUUGCAAAAUUUUUACUCACACAUAUUUUCUCUGUCCUGUCUAGUGUCUGUGAAGAGGACGUGACUUUCACCACUGAAGCUGAGACUCCGAAAGGACGAACACUUGCUUUAUCCUUAACUUCCUUUAACUGGACUUUCUCAUCUCUGCUGCUCACACGUGUUUUGGACAGAAGUGAGAGGGGAGGAGAGCGGUUUGUCCACCAUGAACGUCACCUCGCUCUUCUCCUUCACCAGCCCGGCGGUCAAACGACUGCUGGGUUGGAAGCAGGGAGAUGAGGAAGAGAAAUGGGCAGAAAAGGCAGUGGAUGCUCUAGUAAAGAAACUGAAAAAGAAGAAGGGAGCCAUGGAGGAGCUGGAGAGGGCUCUCAGCUGCCCUGGUCAGCCUAGUAACUGUGUGACAAUCCCUCGCUCCCUGGACGGACGGCUGCAGGUGUCCCAUCGGAAAGGUCUGCCCCAUGUCAUUUACUGCAGGGUGUGGCGCUGGCCUGACCUGCAGUCCCACCAUGAGUUGAAGGCCUUGGAGUGUUGCGAGUACCCAUUUGGAUCAAAGCAGAAGGAUGUGUGUAUCAACCCCUACCACUACAAACGAGUGGACAGUCCAGGUGAGUGAAACUCUUUUUGUUUCUGGAAGGACCAGAGCUGUCAAUGAUGCUAAUGAUCCAGUGUCAGUAAUGAACGAAUGAGUCAAAUGAUCCUCAACACAGAUUCCAACUUAAGUGAAACAGAGCAUCACAAUCAGAUUAGUAUUGAAGUUGAGGUAUGAGGAGCAGCAUUGGAUACGGCUGCAGCAAUCGGAUAUUUUAGUAAUCGAGUUUUCUACCGAAUAUUCCAUCAAUUAAUUGAGUAAUUGGAUAAAACAUAUACUUUUUAGUUAAAGUACAAUUAUUAAUAUACAGGCCAAAAAAAGACAUUUAAGUUAAUCAUGACAAAUCAAUUGUCCUUUUUCUAAAACAAGGACACGGAACAAGUUUUGUGCAUAAGCAGAUUGCAAAGCUCGUAAGAAUGCUAAAUAUGAUAUUAGCUUUCAUCAUGCCCCUAAAGACAUUAGUGUCCGAGAUCUGAAUGGCUGCUAUGUUACCUGCUUUUACAAUGUUAGGCUGCAAGCUCGCAUGAAGACGAGCGUGCAGAGCAGCGCUGUCUCCGCCCCACUCAGGGGCGAAGUGCUAAUGAGCUACCGGAGCUCUGCAGAAGAAAAGCCCCUCUCAUCAUUAAUUUUUUUCCACUCCGCAAAAUGAAAAUCGCGCUUUCUCCUCCUACUGUGGUGGAAAAUAAUCCGUGCAAAACAGUGACGAUUUGAGCUUAUGAACGAGUACUUGAGGCAGUGAAAAUCCCUUAUUCACUUUUUUGUAACCGAGGUACUCGAGGAAUCGUCACAACUCUAGAAUUGGAGAAAGGUUGCCAAAUCCCAAAAUGUUGGAGUCGUCAUGAUUCCAGAAUUUUAAUUCGAUACUAGUAGAACUCAAAUGAUAUAGAUACCUGUUUCAAUACCACAAAGAAAAACAUAAUUCAGGGCACCUAAAAUAGCUAUGUGAUAUCUUUGUUAUUGAUUCCAACCUGCACACAGAUACAGACAAAAUCAUUCAACACAGACCAACAUUUAAUAAUUGUCAUACUGUCAGGUCUCAGUAGUAAUAAAAUGUUUACCCUUCAUUUGUAGCCCUUCUGACCCUCGCAUGUAAAAGGUGUUUGAAUCUAAAAAGCCAAAAAAAGACCACCACCUUUAGAAAGAAGAAUGAUGAAAGGCACUUAAAACGAUGUUAUCUUUGCAAACAAGAUACUCUGUAUCCUGGAAGUUACAUAUAGUGCUCCAAAGUGAAAGUUUGAUAACAAGAGUGUGAAAAUGUUUUGAAGCUCAUAAUGAAAGAAAUAUAUUCUCAACCCCUGCAGUGUGUUGAAGAAAUAAUCAGAUUAUUCAAGUAUGAUCAGAUAAAAACCCGCGUCUCGUCAGAAAAAGAAGUGCUUCAAGGCCCUCGCUGUGAAGGAAUUGCAGGAGGAAGACAAAUCAAAUAGUAUUUGGCCUCUUACUAAACAGAAAAUAAGGGUCAGCUGACAAGAUAGAAACAGCUGUCUGCAGGGUGUUAAGUGUGUAAAGGGCCAAGUGUGUGUGUGUUCGCCUGCGUGUGUGUGUGUGUGUGUGUGUGUGGAGCAGGAAAUUCCAUCUCGGGGAGAAUGAAGGCUUUGUUUUGGGCAUGCUCUGUGUUGCCUCCCCCCCCUUUUUUUUAACAUCUAUACACACAUAUAGAUACACACUCCCACAUUUGCACGUGUGUUACAAACACUUGACUACACACACACACCCAUGACUGUAAACACAGUUUCUAUGAGGAUGCCUUGGACAGGAAGCCAGUCACCCACACACAAUGGGAGGAAAGAGUUGUUGCCUGCCUCGCACACUUUUUGCUUUAGCAGCGGGUGGAAGACAGAGGGCUAAGGUGAUUAAACCCCACAGCACCUGUCCGUCCACACUACCCCCUCUCCCCUUCUCCCUUAACACCACUCAUCAACACACACAUCCUGUCAAUCUCCCAGCAUUAUUUUACAAAACACCUGCUCCACAUAUCACUUUAGAAACUAACUGCUACGCUGAAACAUUGGCCCGCUGCUGCACACUCUGUCUACCUGCAGGAACACUAAGAGCAGCGCGGGCCUGUCUAAAAUUUCAGCACCGGCUUUAUUUAUCUGCGCAGGUAUUUAUAGACACAAGUGGAGCGUAUCUGUGUGGUUUGUAUGCACUGCACCUGAAUAGCCCUCACAUCAGCCAGGAUAUUUACCCCAAGUGAUGAAUUCCUCAAGAAUGGCUCAGCUCAAAAUGCCUAUUCAGAGCAGAAACCUGAGAGUCUGGUCCAAAUACUGCUGGCUAAGACCGGCAGCUUGGAAGUUGACUUUUGAAAAAUGCAGCAGAGACAUCUGUGCUCAGAACGCAGGAUCAGGAGAUUGCCGGGAAGAGAGUUCUCUUGAGGAGAACGUGUCAAAAAGCGUAGCUCUUGUGGAGUUUGUUUAAGCAGGUGCACUGUACAAGAUAAAAAUACAGUUCUGAAACUGUUUCACCAUUUUUAAACCAAAGCUGAUUAUGUGUUCUUAUCAAAGCAACCACAGAAUAGGAAACAGUAAAGGUACAUGAGGAUAUAGGUGAGAAGCUGCAUAUUUGAGUGUAUCAUUCGGGGGAACUAACCAGUUUUUAGGUAUUUGGCUGUUCAGAACGGAGCCCAGGGGGUGAUGUUAACUUUUUUUUUUUUUUUGCUUCACUAUCUCACACAUGCAAUUUCGUAUCUCGCUCGUGUGUUUUAUUAUAUCGCAGGUGUGAUUUAACUGUUCGUUGAUAAGCAAAAUCACUUCCUGCAAGUCUGAAAAUUGCUGAUAGCAAAGUCACUGUGCUUUAAGGAUCCUGUUGAGGUGUCUCCUUCUCAUAUCCUACCAAAUGUGGCUAAGCUUUAAAGUAUCUCUUUGUGAGUCCUACCUGAAUGAGAGAAAAUGUUGAUAAUAUCCUCUCUGUCCAUGACACUGUCCUUCUUCUCAUAAAUGGGACGUGCGGAGGAUUAUUUACAAAAACACAUACACAAUACACAAAUAAAACGCACGCAGGAAACAUGUAUAAAACAGACGUGCCAUUAAAUAAAAAGCAGGUGCGAGAUACUAAAACACACAUGCAAAUUAGAAAAAAUAAAGUUCAUGUCACCUCCUGUAGAUCAAUGAAAGACCAAGGAUUCAGUUUGCGUCACAAUUUACUCUCGGGAACUUUUAUGUCUUUUUUCAAAAAUGUCUGUCAUUCGGUCUCUCCUGUAAUGACAUUUGUCGACUGUCACUUAUUUAUCUGGUUACAUUCUGGAGUUCGAAAUACACACAAGUCUUCUGCUCUGUAAAUAUUUGGAGGAAUAGAACAAGACGACAUAAAUGCAUUUUUUUGUUUAUCCUCCCAAAAAAAGGACACAUUAGGUGACUUGAUAGAGAGAUUAGAAACUGUUAUUAUAUAACCUGUUUAUUAAUUUCUGUGAAUUCAGGUUCUCCCCUUCACACACCUUGAUAUGAUGAAGUUAGAAUGCUAAAACUGUAACACAUCUUUUCACAAAAUUAUAAAGAAAAAAAUGGCCCUUCACAGGAUAAAGUCAGAUAUAUUAUGAGUGUGACUGUUAUUUUGGUCAGUCAGUCUUUCCUCAGACGUGUGACUUAUGUAGAGGAACUCCACAAAGUGUAAGAACAUGCAGGGAUAGAUAUAAAAACUUGUGAUGAAUCACAGUGGUUCCCGUUUCAACCGCUUAUAUGACUUUAUUCUUCCCCUCAGUGCUGCCUCCUGUGCUGGUACCGAGGAACAGCGAGUUCAACGCCAAGCAUACAAUGCUGCCCCGCUUCCGCAACCCUCUGCAACAGAACGAGCCACACAUGCCCCAGAAUGCCACCUUCCCUGAGUCCUUUGCUCAGGCCAACACCAUGCCCCCCAAUUUCCCCCAUUCGCCUGGAAACAGCUAUCCAAACUCUCCGGGGAGUGGCAGCAGCGCCACCUUCCCUCACUCACCAUCCAGCUCAGAUCCAGGCAGUCCGUUCCAGAUGCCAGGUGAGAUCCUACAACUCUUCAUCCCCCACUUUUUGCCCUAUCAUUUCUAUUGAACAACAGCUCAGUCCUUUGUUCUUCCUCUCUCUCUGACACAGAGACUCCCCCUCCUGCUUACAUGCCCCCAGAGGAGCCUAUUACUCAGGAUUGCCCCCAGCCCAUGGACACCAACCUCUUGGCUCCACCUUUGCCCCUCGAGAGCAACAAUCGGCCAGGUAACCACGGCACUCACUAUUUUUCACCCACACAGUUACACACACUUGCUCUUGUGUUCACGGUGAUAUCAUCAACAAAAAUCUGUCUGCAACUUCUCAACUGGACCUGCAGGUGUUUCACAAAUUCUGGGAAGCUCGACUGUUUUCAAAGUUUCUUUCCCUCAAACUCUGAACUGUAAGAAAAACUCCAGCUUAGUUUUUAAGCCGUAUCCUGUCUGAUAAAACCUGAACAGAUUGUGGGGAAGAACCUGCUGGUUUCUACAGAGGCUCUGUCUGCUCAUGAGGAGCUCAAAUUAAGCCUGGCCUCAGAGCCGUUAAUGAGGUCUAUAAAAGCUGGAGCUUGUGUCAUCUCUGCUGGAGGUUAUAACUUAAAACUCAUUAACGUUGGGAUUCGCUAAUUACCCCCAACUCUCGAUCUGAAGUGUGGUUCAAUAAUUGCUGUUAUCUCUACUUUAGGGUUUUGAUUGUGUUGUGCAAGAGAGACAUGUCUGAACCCGGCAUUUAGGCUUGAAAUAGUAAGGGGCUGUUUAUGGUGUGUAUAAAAUGCCUGCCUGAGUAUGAGUACCAUAGAGUUGGCAAAGCUAAUGUGGUUGUUGUACAGCGUCUCUUAUUUCCUGAGGUUACAGUGAGGACAGCAGAAGUUGUUACUAACCGUUGGUGCACUGAUUUUGAUCACUUUCUCCAAACACCUUCAUAACAAUGUAAUUCAGAUCUCUGUCAUGUUGUUGAGCCUCACAACUCCAGGUUUAUACAGGAGCGACGGGGGGAAUAUUCUCAUUUUAAAAUGCUGAGAAACACGGGGAGGUACAUUUUUGUUGUAAUUACAAAGUGCUUUUGUGGUAUUUUGUAUUUGCCAUGUUGAAGCCAGUACCUUUGCUAUUGCCUUCACCGAUUACUUUGGCUAGCCAGCACAGAGUCACUACAACCUUUUACAAACUGUAGCUUGUUCAUUUGGAAAUUUCAAAACUUUUUUUUGUCUUUAAUACCUCGACUUUCAUUAACUCCAGCUGUUUGCAGUUACAGUAUUCUGCGCUGAUUUGAAAUGACAGCCAUACUAUGAUCAUAACUUAAGUUUUCCACACUUCGACCUACAAAAUGUUAUCCGGGAUCUCGCUCUCGAAGCCCCAAAAAAAAAUCCUGCCCACACAUGGUGACAGCAGUGGCGGGAAGAGCUGUUGAAAUGUUUGCUGGAAGUGGGAGUGUAGGGAGUUUUUUGUCUUUUCCACAAGCUGCAUCCUGUACAGAGGAGCGGGCUUCUAUUGUAGGCCAGCUUUGGGAGGGGGACAGACAAAACACACCUGCUAGCCAGUGCCACGCUGCAGAGGAAGUUUGGGAGAAGUAUGUGCUUAGAUAAACAUGAUUUAUUCCUCUCUCGGAGCGGGUGAGGCCAGCUGGCACAGGCUCGCCUUCAGAUCAGGGAACAGAGACAGUGGUCAGGCAGCUACUAUUGACUGUUUGCCUGUUCAAUAGAGGCUGGAACACAGACAGCAGGGAUGCUUCAGUACGCCUCUACAUUGAUUUUACUCCGAUUAAAUGCACACAAAUGUAGCCAUUGGUUCCUGUGAGUUAAUUCAGAUAGCUGUCGGGGGAUACAGCAGACAAACCGGAGAAAUAAUUGUGCAGAUGAGUCAGACUGAUUGAGUCUUUGCUUGUAUCAGUAACUACAAGAGAUGAGUCUUAAAUGUGUGUCAAAUUCUUCUUUUGUCUCUGCAUGUACGUUGCGCUCUGCUCACCCCUGUGACCUGUCAAUGUGUUUCCUGUGCAGAUGUGCAGCCUGUGGCUUAUGAGGAACCCAAGCACUGGUGCUCUAUUGUUUACUACGAGCUCAACAAUCGUGUCGGGGAGGCGUUCCAGGCGUCCUCCACCAGUGUGCUUGUUGAUGGCUUUACAGAUCCCUCCAAUAACCGCAACCGAUUCUGCCUCGGCCUGCUCUCGAACGUCAACCGCAACUCCACCAUCGAGAACACCAGGCGGCACAUCGGCAAAGGUGCAGUACGGAUAGCCUGUCAACGACUGCAGUGGCUGUUAGCAUACCAGACUUAAUCAAUGUUGUCAAUAGAUGUGUAGACAAAACAAUAACUUGUAACAGAGUAAACAUGUAUUGACUAAAUUGACCUCCUUGAUGUUUCCAGACGUUUGUUUUUGCAACUAAAUUCAACCCAGGUGACCAAUGCCGCUCUCUCCCCUGGUUCCCCUCAGGUGUUCAUCUGUAUUACGUUGGUGGAGAGGUGUAUGCAGAGUGUCUGAGUGAUAGCAGUAUUUUCGUCCAGAGUCGUAACUGUAACUACCAUCAUGGCUUCCAUCCCACGACUGUGUGCAAAAUUCCCAGCGGCUGCAGCCUGAAGAUUUUUAACAACCAGGAGUUUGCCGAGCUGCUGGCCCAGUCUGUCAACCACGGCUUUGAAGCUGUUUACGAGCUCACCAAGAUGUGUACCAUCCGCAUGAGCUUCGUUAAGGUGAGAGAUUUUAAAAACCUAUUUGGGCUGUUAUGUACUCUGCAAUAGUCUCCUACGAUGUUAAGAUAAUGUUGUUUUCUGUUUAUGUCAAUAUCAACAUGUUUGCCUUCACGGCUCUUUAUGUGUGUCUUUUGUUUUUGUUUUUGAAUUAAUCUAGGAAAUGUAUUUAUUACCUCAAUGUUAGUAUUCUGAACUUCAAACUUGGGUUGAAAAAUUUUCAACCCAAAACUGAUAUGAGCCAUCAGCUUCAGUUUGGUGGUGUUCAGUUUGAAAAAAAAUGCUGUGUUUUUCUUCCCAGUUUGCCUGAUUUCUUUAGCUUUGAUUUCUGCUCUACUUCUUUACUUGUGCCAGAUGUUGGUUGAACUUGUGCUCUGCAAAGUGCAUCGACUACUGUCUUUGAGCAGCUACAUAUUUCUGAUACCUUGUAUGAGAUAAAACUAGUUUCAAAUGUAGUUAAAAGUUUGAUCAGAAAAGGUUAGAAAUCAUCACUGGACCUUAAAUAAAAUUCGGAUCACCCACUGUAAGACAAAGAACCUGUGGUGAAUUACAAUUUUAUGUGUUUCUGUGUGUUAAAGGGCUGGGGAGCGGAGUACCAUCGCCAGGAUGUGACCAGCACGCCCUGCUGGAUUGAGAUCCACCUGCAUGGCCCCCUGCAGUGGUUGGAUAAAGUGCUCACCCAGAUGGGCUCCCCCCACAAUCCUAUAUCCUCCGUCUCCUAGGCUUCACUGUCCUCAGCCCUGUGGCUGUCCACACCCCAGCAUUUUGGUCUAAGUAGCAAGAAAAGGGUCACAUAUCAGCUUGUGGUUCAGCCAGGGUGCUUUUUCCGAUUAACUGAAAGUGGUUUUGGCUGAAAAGCUAGCUGAUCUGGGACCAGUAGGGCUGGGCGGGUUUAAAUGGGUUGGUUUGUUCUCUACUUGAAGGAUGUCUGAAUUAGGCACAUUUACAGUCUGGGAGAGGGGUAAGCAAAGUGAGCAUGAUGCAACUGGAAGAUACUUGAUCUUUGUGACCAACUGUAAUAAUUCGACCAUCAUACUCAUCAUGAAGCAAGUAUCCUCCCUGAUCUUGCUCCCACAAUGUCUUUUCAUUCACUGUUGUAUUAUAAUGACACAAUACUGGUUUGCAUCUAAAUAUUCCCUCUGAAAUCCAGAUAUUCGCGUGUAGUUCCAAUAAUUAUGGACAUUCCAGGUCGCCUUAAUUUGCAGUUGUCUGCUGUCGCUGCAAUGAGGCCGGCAUGAAAUGUACUUACGACAUUUAAAAAGUAGCACAGAAUUUGAGUUUGAAUAGUAUACGUGAAGUUAUACUUCAACAACUUGUAUGUCAUAUCGUCAAAUUGUUCUUUUAAUAGGCUACAAAAUUAAGCAGUGUGAUGUUUUUAAAUCGAAACAAAAUCUCAAACCAGAUGAUGAAAACUAAAAGGAAGGGAGACAAUUAGGGUGAGUUUGAGAGAUAAGAGUAGGGUUUAGUGUGGGGGCAUGGCACUCAAAGGGCAUUUCAGACUAUUCAGAAAAAGAAGACUAAUGUUUAAAUGUUGUUCAUCUUGUGUUACACUCAUGUUUCAAAGGAAUUUUAAAGAAAAAAAGAAUAGUGUUUAGAUAUAUUCACUUCUAGAAUAUGUGCUGUGCAGUCUGGUUUUGCAAAGCAUAGUUUGGGUAGUGUAGUGUUACACAUAUAAAGACUGGUAGCUGAACACACAACAACAAAGCAGAGGCAAAAACAAGUGCAGAUUAGUUUGUCCCUUAGCAGCAGAACUAUAUUUGUCAUAUACAGUCACAUUAAAGACAUGCAUAUUUCAGUGACUGGGCUUCAUUCUCUAAUUACAUCAACUGAGCAAAUCAUGUUAAACGACUGUUACGGAAAGUAUUGAGCAUUCAAAUUUUAAUGGUUGACUGAGAAAAGGGUAUCAGUACCUGGUGGCCCAGUAUGUUUUUUUUAUAUAAAUAUAUAUAAAAUACAGAUUUUUGCCAUUCAAUUCUUUUGUGCUUUGAGCAAUCCUCUUUGCUACUAAACUGUAUUACUCUUGACAUUCUUUUUGUAUUUUUUGAACAUGUUUUCUGUUUUGUUUGUCUGCACUUUCACACAUUGCCUUUGUUUAGUUUUGAUUUUUCUUUUCUCCUUGUAUUUGUGCUCAGUUAAACUCCCAGAAAGCAGUUUUAUUCCAUGAAUAUCAAGCCUCUACUGGAAGAUUCAAUAAAUUUGUUUCAUUACUUACAA
Xyrichtys novacula (pearly razorfish) is the source of this 18091-nucleotide messenger RNA. NCBI's taxonomy places the organism in Eukaryota, Metazoa, Chordata, Actinopteri, Labriformes, Labridae. The record is from the annotation of a GenBank genome assembly.